UUUGGCGUCGAAUUGUUUUAAUAUUCAAAUGGAACUAAAAUCGAGGUUCGAUACAGUAUUAAUUGUCAUUUGUAUUGUGAGAGACGUGGGUUUCAGUGAAAAACAGAAAAAUGAACUUCUCAGCCGAGUCUCCCCUUGAAAACACCGAGGUCACCAGAGAGAAGAUAUCAGCAUGGGCGGACAGUCACGGAGCCAAGCAGGUAGACGUGUACGGGAAACCUUCAAACAGCCAUCUUCAGGAGCUGGAGAGAGUCAGAAACUUAAGCAAGGAGCUUCAGAAUAAUCUGAUUGACUUAGAAAAUUCCGUCUGCAUCCCUGAAGAAGAAAAACAAGCAAUGAAUCCGACAGCACCCAUAUUGGAUUAUUCAGAACACCAUGAGUUCGUCUCAGCUAAUCAAUUGGACGAUUACUACGCGAAGGAGGACGAAGCUGACGCAAGAGAAGAAGAACAGAGGAGAUUGACUAAGGGUAAAGCAGCUAAGACUGCGAUACAAAGAUUUUAUAAAGAUCAGUGUGUGUUUUUGACUGGUGGUACCGGGUUUUUGGGAAAAGUAUUAAUAGAGAAACUCCUACGGUCAUGUGGUGAUUUGGAUACAAUUUAUGUCCUUGUACGACCCAAGAAGGGUAAAGAUCCAAAGUCUAGAUUGCACGAUAUGUUGGAUGAGUUCGUUUUCCACCGAGCUCACGAGGAGAACCCAAAGGGCAUUCACAAAGUGGUUCCAGUCGUUGGUGAUAUGGAGGAACCUGGGCUGGGAUUGAGCAAUGAGGACAGGAAAAUGAUUACAUCACGGGUUACCAUAAUAAUAAACUCGGCGGCCACAGUAAAGUUCGACGAGAAGCUUUCAGUCGCGACGGGAAUCAAUGUAAAAGGGACCAAGGCUGUACUACAAUUGGCUAAAGAAUGCAAGCAUUUGAAGGCACUCACCCAUGUGUCCACAGCCUUUUCACAGACGCACGUGAAGCAUAUUGAAGAAAAAUUCUACGAGCCACCCAUGUCAGUGGAAGCCUUGGAAGCGGUCGCGCAGUUAGAUGACUCUGUCAUUGACUCUAUAUUGCCUACGCUUCUUGGAAAUCGGCCAAACACAUACUGCUUCACGAAAGCCAUCGCUGAAGAGGCCGUCCGAAAGUAUGGAGAGGGCAUGCCUGUUGCCAUAUUCAGACCAUCUAUUGUGAUCUCGACAUAUGAGGAGCCAGUACGAGGGUGGACGGACAGUGUGUAUGGACCGACGGGUCUAGUUGUCGGAAUAGGAACUGGGGUUCUACGUACCAUGUACAUGGAUGAGGACAAAGUGGCGGACAUGGUUCCGGUGGAUUUGACGGUGAACGCGAUUAUAGCCACCACUUACCACACAGCUAAUAACUUUAAAGAGAAUCAAACAUCAGACAUACCAAUCUACAAUUUCGUAUCUGGUGCUCAGGCGCCCGUGACCUGGGGAGAGUUUAUUGAAGCAAACAGACGACACGGAACAAGCAAACCCACCACUAAGGCUGUAUGGUAUUAUGGACUUAACCCGACGAAAAGUUACUACAUGUUUUUGUUCUACAAUUUCUUUUUACACUACUUACCUGCUUUGCUUAUCGACUCAUUCUGCGCACUCACAGGCCGUAAACAGAACAUGCUCAAGUUCUACUCGAAGGUGAUAAAAUUGGCGAAUAUCCUCUUCUACUUUUCGACACAAGACUGGCGAUUCAGUGAUGACAAUGUGAGAGAAAUGUGGCGCUCUCUGCCUUCUUCAGAUAAAACUGUGUUUCCGUUCAACAUGGCUGACAUGUCCUGGGAGUACAUGGCUGAGACAUUUUUACUGGGACUUCGAGUGUAUCUUGUGAAGGACGAUCUUUCAACUCUACCGGAAGCGAGAAAGAAAUGGAACAGAUUGUACUACAUGCAUCAAUGCUUGAAGGUGAUGACUGUUUGCGUCGUAUUGUACAUCGCAUAUAGUUUAUUUAAUUUAAUAAGUUGGCUGGUAUUGGGAUGAAUAUAUAAAUACUGACUUCAAAAUAUAGGAUUUUCAGAUUGUUAAGAUUAAUUUUGAUAUUGAUAUAUGAUUUAUAGUUUAUUAAAUAUGUAUAUAAAAUAUCCUAUUAAUAAACAUUCUUUGAAGUAUAUAUCUUAUAGCGAGACAAAGGACAUUCCUGAUUUUUUUCAAGCAGAAAUGAAUUCUAAACAUUUCUAUAGUUGCAUUAUGUUAUCCAUAUAAAAAUGUAUUAUGAAAGAUUUACCAGAGCUUGUGAAUAUAAAAAUCCGUCCUUUACAUUGAAACAUUUUUGAAGUUGCUUAAAAUUAUGUCGUGGGUUAUAUGUAAUGUAUAUCAAUGGUUAUAGAUGUAUUUAUACGUUUUUGAGAUUUUUAUAUUCCGUCCGUUGGUUUAGGUUUCUUUAAGUAUAUCUACUAGCUUUACGAUUACAGGAAUAUUUUAAUUCCUUCUAAACACAAGAAGACAUAUUAGGCAAUAAAUAUGAUGUGUCUAUGUAAAUCGGAAUGCUUAAACAUAUUGCAUAAUGGAUUCAAAUAUAUAUAUAGGCCGGCUAUGUCGAUGGCCAGCGGCAGAUGCCUUUUAUUGGCUCUCCGUAGGUUUUUUGGCUAUAUGUAUAAUAAUAAGAUUUAAAAAAUUAUCUAUUAUAUUAUAUAAAUAUUUUGAAAGGUUUUAUAAAAUUUUGAGAUUAUUUUCUAGGAAAAAUGUGAUAUGUUGAAUAUGAGUAUUAAAAUGUCCUUUUUUAAUCUGUAUUAUAAUUAAGUCCAAGAGAAUAAAAAUAAUUCAUUCUUUGUUUAACUUACAUUUUAUGAUUAAAAAGAUCUUUGUAAGAUAACUAACGCCCAUAGUAAAAAUAAAUUUAAUAUUUAGAAUUGAGGGUUAUUUUUGAAGUGUGUUUAUAGUCAAUCAAGUAUCGCUUCUAUGAGAUAACAUUUAAACAUUAAAAUGAUUUAUAUUCGUAUUUCUGUGCUUGUUUUUCCAUCUUACCUUUAUAGUAAGAAAUUAAAAUUCUUCAAAACUGUGGGUAGUAGAAGAAAAGUUAAGGUGCUAUAGAGCAUUUAUUUCGAUAAAUUUACAACAAUUAUUAAAAUUUAUUUAGGCCUAUUGUUUAUUGGUACACAGAUAAUAUAGGAUUAAUUAUUAAAAAAAUGAGUCGAUACAGAUCUGUAUAUGUAUAAAGUAUACGAGCGUCAAAAUAACGCUCAGUAUCGGCACGUCACUUGACGUAUACAGAAGAGAGAAGUAGAAAAAUCUUAAAAUACUUCUGAUGACACUGGCCGAAUUUUGGCCGGGAAUUAUACACAUUUAAUUAUUCUGUGUACGAAAUUAGACACUAAACAUCAAGACAUUUAAAAUACUUUUGUUUGAGCAAUUAUCUCUAUGAGAAAAAUACAUUAAACAUACAUAGCAAACUUAUAAUAACUUGACUCUAACAAUGGACUGAGAAAACCGAUCACUAGAUUAGAUCGAUAUAGCCGUUUUUUAUCUGUAGUCGCAAUUAGUAUCUGUUCCAUAUAUGAAAAUAUUUGAAUGGUGCGUAGAAUUUCUCAGUCUAUUAUCUUUGUCGGUAUUCUUGUAUUUCAAACCACAGAUAAGAUGCAUAAUACGUUUCUUAACUGGUAACCCAAAUUCUGUAUUUUGUUAUUAUAAUGAACAUUUAAAAAUUAACAAUACAUACAAUUAAAAGUUCUCACAAAACUAUCACAAACUUAGAUCUUUAUAACCUAAUAAAUACAUAGUUUGAUUUCUUUCACAAUAAAGACGUAUUGUCCGCUCA
Pieris rapae (cabbage white) is the source of this 3750-nucleotide messenger RNA. Its product is annotated as fatty acyl-CoA reductase wat. Gene Ontology annotation, molecular function: alcohol-forming very long-chain fatty acyl-CoA reductase (NADP+) activity. The record is from RefSeq and is a predicted model, not a curated record. The transcript has 15 exons. Gene Ontology annotation, cellular component: peroxisome. Lineage: Eukaryota; Metazoa; Arthropoda; Insecta; Lepidoptera; Pieridae. Bases 111 to 1976 code for a protein of 621 amino acids. Gene Ontology annotation, biological process: long-chain fatty-acyl-CoA metabolic process.